This is a messenger RNA of Henningerozyma blattae CBS 6284, 438 nucleotides long. RefSeq names its product Mlc1p (gene MLC1). The coding region runs from base 1 to 438 and encodes 145 amino acids. Gene Ontology annotation, molecular function: calcium ion binding. Lineage: Eukaryota; Fungi; Ascomycota; Saccharomycetes; Saccharomycetales; Saccharomycetaceae. Gene Ontology annotation, cellular component: myosin II complex. The transcript has a single exon. Gene Ontology annotation, biological process: mitotic actomyosin contractile ring assembly. The record is from RefSeq and is a predicted model, not a curated record.
AUGUCUUCUGAAAAAACUAACAAAGAUAUCUUCACACUGUUUGACAAAAAAGGUCAAGGUGCCAUAUCUACUCAAUUAUUUGGCGAUUACCUAAGAGCUGUUGGUUACAAUCCAACCAACCAAUUGACUCAAGACAUUUUAAAGACCAGUUCCAAAGAUCAAUUGAGUUUUGAUGAUAUAAAUCUUUUGAUCAAAGAAAAUGAAAAAUCUUUGACUGCUACUACUGAUGCUAAAGUUGACGAUUUCAUCAAAGCCUUCCAAGUCUUUGACAAGGAAAACACGGGCAAAGUUUCUGUUGGUGACAUCAGAUACAUGUUGACUGGUUUGGGUGAAAAGUUAUCUGACGAAGAAGUCGAUGAACUAUUAAAAGGUGUUCAAGUCGAUGCUGACGGGAGUGUCAAUUAUAAGAAGUUCAUAGAAGAUAUUAUAAGACAAUAA